AUGGAUAUGGUGUUUGCUUUGAAACUGGCUAUGGAAAUUUCGGACUACAAGAAACACCCCUUUCAUGUUCUGUUUGUUGACCUCGUUAAAGCGUACGAUUCCGUUUCUCGCGCGGGUGUUUGGGCAGUGCUUAAAAGAAAGGGUGUCCCACCCAGGCUCAUUUCUAUUCUACGUGACUACUACUCGGGUAAGAAGGCGAGGAUUAGUGUGGAAGGUGGCUUGUCCGAAGAGUUUGGGCUGGAAACAGGCCUUGGACGGGGGUGUUGCGUGGCUCCGCUGCUCUUCAACAUUUUCUUGGCUGCUGUUGUUGAGGCUUGGGUUGGGGAGUCUGGUGGCGGUGUGCACUGGCUCACGCGAAUUGACGGGGCACUGUUACAUAGGGAAGCGCAAGACAAAUACUCGUCUUGGGAGGCAUUAGAUCUUCAUGAACUAGGCUAUGCUGAUGAUGCUGCACUUAUCGCCGAUACGCUUUCGCAAUUGCAUGGGAUGGCUAAGGGUUUCCAGCUUCACCUUCAUGAAUGGGGUCUUCAAUUGUCGGUCGAAAAGACUGAAGCCAUGUCGUCUGCUCCGGGUAUGCAUGCACCUAUUCAAGUUGAGGAGUUUGAAGGCUUUGACGCUGUUAAGUUUUCCGAGUACUUUGAGUAUCUUGGUGUUAUUAUACAAAGAAAUGGCUCGGGUGAUAUGGCUGUCAAGGAAAGGUUGGAAUUGGCGGCUGGGGGUCGGGAAAAAUUGGUGCAAACGCUGACGGCCGAUGUUCGCGAAAGGGUUCGCGGAAAUCCGGAGGUGGGUAUGGAGGAGUUAUGUUGCGAUUUGGUGGAAGGUAGUUUUCAGGAUGCGGAAACGGAGGGUGAUCUUGCCAUGUUUAGGCUGUUGGUGUCCACCGUUCUUGUCACCCUUCAAUCAAACUCUCCAGAGUCCUCGCGCUCUACUCAUACUGGUGUCACUCCGCGAAGGGUUUCUAGAAACAAGCGACCUCCGGCAUGGUACGUUAAAAAACAGGAUGAUGCCAAGGCUAUUUUGGACGGCACGGUACCGCCUAGAGUGCGUACGAAGUAUUGGAAUCUUCGGAAUGUGCCUAAGACCACCGAUGUUUCUGAUGGUGACUACGUCUGCGAUUUUCCUGGAUGUGGGAGAAGGUACACAACUAAGGGCGGCCUGUCGCACCAUAAGUUAAUCACGCACAAGGUAGGCACUUUUCGGCAGGCAGGUUUCGACUGUAAGCUUUGUCCGCAUUCUUUCGAGAGGGAAAUGUGGCUUACACGGCAUGUUAACUAUGAUCACGCGCUCGCUAUCCCUUUCAUGUGCCCGUUCUGUCUAGGUUAUUGGCCUGGUGCUCCUAGCCUGAGAUUGCAUAUCGCGGCGGGCCAUAGGUACGAGGAAAAAGAUGUUCCUGCUCCUCGCGCAUUGUGUCUCCGAGACAACCAGAGUAGCGAGACUUUCAAGAGUGUGCAUCAGUUUAAGUAUCACCUCAAACGUUUCCAUCUGUAG
This is a messenger RNA of Symbiodinium necroappetens, 1488 nucleotides long. NCBI's taxonomy places the organism in Eukaryota, Dinophyceae, Suessiales, Symbiodiniaceae. The record is from the annotation of a GenBank genome assembly.